GCCAAGGUGGAAACCAUCCAUUGGCCCUCUUUGGCUGAUUUCCCUUUCAGGUCUCAUCUGCCAGAGCAGCAGAUGCUUCCUGGGUGCCCUGGUCUGACAGGGAAGAGAGGGGAAGACAUGGGAUGGAGAUGGAUUGAGCAAUCAUGGAUCCUUGCCAAGGCGCAGACACCGUCAGGCGUGGGAAGUGCUGAACCUUCCCUCUGCCCCCGCCCUCCCUCUCUCCACACUGCUUCGGGCUUGCUCUGUUUUGGCAGGAACCCACAUUCUCAUCACCCCUCUCCUCCCCUUGGCUCAGCUGCAGCGGCUCCUCCCGGCUCCUCUUCUCCUGGCGGCACCAGGAACAUUCCCCUGCAGGCUGUGGGACCGCUGCUUGGAAACCCAUCGCUGGAAGCAGAGAAGGAGCCCAGGGUGCUGCUGCACCUGCAUGGAAGAGACCUUCAUCCCUGCUCUGCUACCAGGGCAAAGCACGGACAUGCAGCCUGUGCCCCUGCACAGCCUUUCGGAGCUGGAGAGAGCCAGUCUGCAAGAGAUUGCCCUGUACCAGCUGCAGGAGAAGCUGCUCCUGGGAGAUCUGAGCCUGGCUAAAGCCAGACCUAAAGGCAGCAAAUCCAUCCGCCAGAAGCUGGAGAGCUUCUCGAAGGAGAAGAAGGACUGCUCCCCUCAGACCUUCGGGAUCCCGCUCUCCCAGGUCAUCGCCAAUGACCGAGUGCACCGGCAGCUGCAGGAGGCGGUGAGGAGCAGCCGCCGGCUCUGCCUGGAGGUGGAGGCGACCGUGAGGACAUUCCAGGCCCAGAGGCACCAGAGGAUGGGCAGGAGCCUGGUGCCCUGUGGGGCCCUCCCUAAGGAGCCGCUUCCCCCUGCUCUGCCCAGCAGCGAGUCCUGGCGCCAGCGGAGGGGCGCGAUGUCCGUGGACUCCAUCACUGACCUGAGUGACAACACCUCCAAGCUGCUGGAGGCUCUGCAGUUGUCACACCCACAUGAGCUGGGUCCAGGGAGGAGCCUGGGCAAGAAGAAAGUGUUGAGCCUCAACCCCAUCACCUGGCAGGUCCCACGGAUCGUGGACAGAUGCUGCAAACACAUUGAGAUGCACGGUCUCCACACUGUGGGCAUCUUCCGAGUCGGAAGCUCCAAGAAAAGAGUUCAGCAGCUGAGGGAGGAGUUUGACCGAGGACUGGACGUGUUCCUGGAUGAGCAUCAAAGUGUUCACGAUGUGGCUGCUCUGCUCAAAGAGUUUCUUCGAGACAUGCCGGAUCCCCUGAUUCCCAGAGAGCUCUACUCAGCCUUCCUCAGCACAGCCUCCAUGGCGGGCACGGCCCAGCUGGGGGCGCUGCAGCUGCUGCUGUUCCUGCUGCCGCCGGGCCACAGCGACACCCUGCGGCGGCUCCUGCUCCUGCUGGCCGAGGUGGCGCGGCACGCGCGGGGCUCCCGCCGCCCCGACGGACGCGAGAUUCCUGGGAAUAAAAUGACAGUUUCAAACUUGGCCACGAUCUUUGGUCCCAACAUCCUGCAGAAAGAGAGGCCUGGAGAGAAAGACGCUGCUGCUAUGAACUAUGAGGACAGCGCUGCAGUCAUACUGGUGCUCCAGAGGCUGAUUGAGCAUCACGAGACCCUGUUCAUGGUGUCCCCCGAAAUGCAGCAACACAUCCUCAGGAGGCUCUUCCAGACAGACCCCGACAUCAUCAAGUACCUGCUGCGCCGGAGGCUCCGUGCUGCGCCGAGCACAGAGAGUGAGGAUUCAAGAGAGGAGCACGCUCCAUCCCUGCUGCCAGAGUGCACCCGCAGCCUGGAGAGCAGCUCUCUCUCAGCGGAGCUGUACAGCAGCAUCUCAUUCCUAAACCUGGAUGUUGGCAUCUAGCAGUGCUGGGCCAGCCCCUCUGCACUGCGGACAGGACUGGGGAGCUUGGCAACCCUUCUGCACGAGCCACGUCCUCUGUGCCAUGUCAGAGCAGUGGAGCUGUGACAGGAGCAUGAGCACCUGCUGGAGCCCCUUUGCCACCAGCGGACAAUCCGAUGGCAUGCAGGCUGGAGAGCAGCAGGCUGGUGUCUGACAGACUGGGGGAUGCGACCUGGAGGUCCAGAACUGAUCCCAUCUGGUGUAGUUCCAGGCACUGGUCAGGCUGGCGGCUUACAGAGAUGGGGGAGCAAUACCUUGGGGCCGAGCCCCGCUGUGCAGAGGAGGAGGAUACUGUCCUGACGCCGAGUGGAUGGGGAAUGUUAGCAGGGCAGUGAGGAUGGAAAAUGCAGCUGGGGUUUGGGAUAUCACUUACCACGUGCUGUUGUGUGGAGAGAAAGCUCUCCUGGAGCUGGAGGAAUGCCCAUGGAGCUACAGGAACAGCAACCCCGGUGCAAAGACACCCCAGCCUGCUCCGUUCAGACUGAAUCACAGGUUUCUUCUUUGUUUUAACCCUGUUUAAGAUUGCUAAUGUUACAGAUAGUAAAACACUGUAUCAACCCCAAAAUACAUGGCUGGUGUAGCAGGAGAGCACAGUAUGCUCUGAGGACUAUAAACUUCAAUUUUGCUUAAAUUCAUAUUCAGUAGGUUAGACCUUCUGAUGUAUUUUACACAUUAUGGUGUCAUUUCAUGAUCUUUGGCUGUGAAA
Messenger RNA from Pezoporus flaviventris, 2600 nucleotides. It is a transcript of the gene ARHGAP36, whose product is annotated as Rho GTPase activating protein 36. The coding region runs from base 425 to 1855 and encodes 476 amino acids. Gene Ontology annotation, biological process: signal transduction. The transcript is spliced from 11 exons. Lineage: Eukaryota; Metazoa; Chordata; Aves; Psittaciformes; Psittacidae. The record is from RefSeq and is a predicted model, not a curated record.